This is a messenger RNA of Schistocerca serialis cubense, 795 nucleotides long. Its product is annotated as aquaporin AQPAe.a-like. Gene Ontology annotation, cellular component: plasma membrane. The record is from RefSeq and is a predicted model, not a curated record. Lineage: Eukaryota; Metazoa; Arthropoda; Insecta; Orthoptera; Acrididae. Gene Ontology annotation, molecular function: water channel activity. Gene Ontology annotation, biological process: transmembrane transport. Bases 1 to 795 code for a protein of 264 amino acids. The transcript has 6 exons.
AUGCCCACAAAUGGUUUCCUGGACCUGUUGGUGUUGGACGACCUGAAGCCCUGGAAAACAGUGCUGAGACAACUGGUUGCUGAGCUUCUCGGCACGUUCCUGCUGGUGCUAGUUGGGUGUGGAUCGACAACAGCAUGGUCCGAAGGCUACCAGCCGACCACCGUUCAGAUCGCCCUGACAUUUGGACUUACUGUCGCAUGCAUUGUGCAGAUGCUUGGUCACGUAAGUGGCGCCCACGUGAACCCGGCUGUGACUGUGGGCCUGAUGGUGGGCGGCUUCCUGGGCCCGCUGAAGGCUCUGCUGUACGUGACGGCGCAGUGCGUGGGCGCCACCGCUGGCUCAUCCAUGCUCCAGGUCCUGACACCUAACGAGACGGUAGCAACGCUGGGCAUUACUGCCUUGAAUCGGCUCGUGACACCGACGCAGGGCUACUUCGUGGAGAUGCUCACCUCGUUCGUGCUCGUGAUGGCCGUGUACAGCGCAGUGCUGGGCGCCGCGAGAGGGGCGGCAGCAGCAGGACCUUUCACUAUCGGCCUCUCCGUGACAGCCUGCCAUUUGUUCGCGAUGCAGUAUACUGGAGCAAGUAUGAAUCCGGCUCGUUCCUUCGGACCUGCUUUCGUUACAGGCUCAUGGACAAACCACUGGGUGUACUGGGUGGGGCCGUGCGUAGGCGGUAUUGUUGCGGGUAUCUUCUACAAAUUCAGACCAGACGAGCCUGUGGAUGCAGCAGAGCUUAGGACUUCCCUGAGCCAAGCUUCUGUCUUGGGAUCGGGAGUAGCGGAACGAACUGUAUAA